This is a messenger RNA of Protopterus annectens (West African lungfish), 1103 nucleotides long. It is a transcript of the gene NUBP2, whose product is annotated as nucleotide binding protein 2. The record is from RefSeq and is a predicted model, not a curated record. NCBI's taxonomy places the organism in Eukaryota, Metazoa, Chordata, Ceratodontiformes, Protopteridae. Gene Ontology annotation, molecular function: ATP-dependent FeS chaperone activity; ATP binding; 4 iron, 4 sulfur cluster binding. The coding region runs from base 1 to 831 and encodes 276 amino acids. Gene Ontology annotation, cellular component: cytosol. Gene Ontology annotation, biological process: iron-sulfur cluster assembly. The transcript has 7 exons.
AUGACAGAAAUUGCUCAUGAGUUGCAUGCUGUUCUAAGAAGCAACCUGGCUGAUGUCCAUCACAUUGUACUGGUUCUGUCAGGGAAAGGUGGUGUUGGCAAAAGUACUAUCUCAACUGAAUUAGCUCUUGCUCUUCGCCAUGCUGGCAAAAAGGUUGGAAUCCUGGAUGUUGACCUUUGUGGCCCUAGCAUUCCUCGUAUGCUGAAUGCACAAAACAAAGAUGUUCAUCAGUGUGAUGCUGGCUGGGUUCCUGUCUUUGUGGACAAAGAGAAGACCAUCUCAUUAAUGUCUAUAGGAUUUCUUCUAGAAAACUCUGAUGAUGCUGUGGUAUGGAGAGGACCUAAGAAAAAUGCUUUGAUUAAACAGUUUGUCUGUGAUGUCGCCUGGGGAGAACUUGAUUUUCUGAUUGUGGACACACCACCUGGCACCUCAGAUGAGCAUAUUUCCGUGGUGGAGAAUCUACGGCAGUACAAUCCGGAUGGAGCAAUACUUGUUACAACGCCUCAGGCAGUGUCAGUUGGCGAUGUGAGGAGAGAGCUUACAUUCUGCAAGAAGACGGGCUUGCAUAUUCUAGGCAUUAUUGAAAACAUGAGUGGUUUUAUCUGCCCACAUUGCACUGAAUGUGCCAACAUAUUUUCCAAAGGAGGGGGAGAAGAGCUAGCUAAGCAAGCUGGUGUUCCAUUCCUGGGGUCUGUUCCAUUGGAUCCUCGACUUGCCCAGAGCCUGGAAGAAGGCAAAGAUUUUCUUAGCACUUUUCCUCAGAGUGCUGCCUUUGAGGCCAUCCAACAUAUAGCAGAGCAGAUUCUGAAUAACUCUGCAGUCAAUGUCUGAAAACCUGAGAAGAACAAAUGUAUCUUUCCUGAACACUCAUGACAGGACUGGAAAUUAAAGGUGGCAAGGCUUCCUGCUUCGUUCUCCCCAUUCAUGGUCAUAUUUGCAUAUUUUAAUCCAAGUACUGGUAUGCAGAUGCAGUGUGCUUGUUCAGGGCCAUAGACUGAACAUAAAAUAGUUUUAAGUUUCUUAGAGGUGUUUAGGUAGAUGUUCAUCGUGUUUCACUGUUGCAGUCAUGACUGUAGUUUUCUCCCCUGCCGGCGGUCGGCCAG